AUGGUGGAUGGCCGCGGGCGCGGCGCGUGGGGGACCAUCGCGGAGCUCGAGAGCCCCGAGGGCGGGCCACGCGCGCCCCUUCGCCCGCCCGCCACGAAACCCGGCCUCUUCGGAGCGGCGUCCUCGAGUGGGCUGGGGGAAUUGCCCUCCCCGGAGGCGAUCAUCGCUCGCGCGCAGGCGUUGUCAAGGACGGGUUCGCGCGGAAACGAUCCCCCAUCCCUGUUUCAAUCGAACCCGACCGGUGAAUCCGACCGCGACGGGGGUUCGCCACGUUCGAUGGGUGGAAUUCUCAACUUUCCCACCCGUUGCCGCUUUCUGCCCGGCGGCCAUCACUUCGUUCACUCCCAGCCACCACGACUCUCCACGUAUCAGGAAGAGGACUGGUUAUCGUAUGGUCAAACGCGCCAUUCCAACGCGGCGUCCACGACGGGGCUCGCGCUGCGGUUUUCUUCCGUUCUCUCGCACCGCCCGCUUUAUCAGGCGUCUUGGUCGCCAGACCGCUACGACUCGGCGGAGAUCACCGUGGUCGCCCUGAUGGCUUUCCAGGAUACGCUUCUGGUUGAAAUGUCGAGCGGGGAGACCUUGUGGAUGCCUGUUUUACAACCCUAA
This is a messenger RNA of Phytomonas sp. EM1, 609 nucleotides long. NCBI's taxonomy places the organism in Eukaryota, Euglenozoa, Kinetoplastea, Trypanosomatida, Trypanosomatidae. The record is from the annotation of a GenBank genome assembly.